Molecule: messenger RNA, 1089 nt
Organism: Colletotrichum chrysophilum
Lineage: Eukaryota; Fungi; Ascomycota; Sordariomycetes; Glomerellales; Glomerellaceae
Exons: 3
Coding region: 1-1089 (362 amino acids)
Molecular function (GO): hydrolase activity, hydrolyzing O-glycosyl compounds
Source: RefSeq, a predicted model, not a curated record
AUGAAGCUAUACAGCCUCUUUGCUGCCUUGCUUGGCCUAUCUCUCUCUGCAACUUGCCAGGCAGCCAAGUCGUUUUCGGCUUCGAACCUCUACUAUGCUGCUGGCUUAAACACCCAGCAGCAGACAUUCCUGUUCGAAGGUCUCCAGAGCGCUGGUAUCAAGGUUCUGCGCGUUUGGCUCGAUGGCCAAUCCGAAAGCCAGAAGGGCAGCAACAUUGACACUUUCAACCCUCUCCAAGGCGACAGUCCUGACGCCUGGGACGAAACAGUGCUCAACCGACUUGACAGCUUCAUGAACCGCGCCCAUGGCUAUGGCAUCAAGCUUCUCAUCUCCAUCCACAGCUACAACGCGCUCGAAGGAAACCGUGAUUUCUAUGGAAAGUGGUAUGGCACCGGAGACUUUUACACCAAGAACGAUGCCAUGACCUACUUCAAAACCCGUAUCGCACGCGUCCUUGGUCAUGUCAACCCUAACAACGGCAAAACAUGGGCGCAGAGCUCUGAGUAUAUCUUUGCAUUUGAGGCACAGAAUGAGGCCAUGCACCCCCAGGGCAAUCCAGCAGCUUUGGCGUCGUGGCAGUGCACUAUGGCCCAGUCGAUCAAGGACAACCUCAAAGGGAACUCCGAUAUCUUAGUUACAACCGGAGGUGGUGCCUACGUCGACAACUCUCUUCUGGAUCCUUACUUUAGCUGUGCCGCUCUUGACGUCCUUGCCAUCCACGCAUACGGUGUUGACGAUUUCGCCACGUCCAAGCUUCGACCGUAUGUCACUAAGGCCCAGAAUGCCGGAAAGAAGCUCAUCAUGCAAGAAUGGGGCGCUUGCUACACGGAUGCUCCCAAUCACGACUGCAACGGCGGAAGUCCGCUCGGCACUAGCACCAGAGAUUCGAACAUUCGCAACUGGGCCGCCAGUAUUGACGCUGCAGGGAUCCCGUGGUUCUACUGGCAAAUUCUUCCCAAUGCCGACCCCCACCAGGGUUGGGAUUACGAGGUGGGAAUCAACGAUGUGAAUUGGGAUGCAGUCAAGACAGCUGGCCUUGCCGCUGGUCAGGCCGAGUCUGCCUUUGACUUUGAUCGCUAUCUGUUGUAG